Cherax quadricarinatus is the source of this 3013-nucleotide messenger RNA. Its product is annotated as hemocyanin subunit. Gene Ontology annotation, molecular function: oxidoreductase activity. Lineage: Eukaryota; Metazoa; Arthropoda; Malacostraca; Decapoda; Parastacidae. The record is from RefSeq and is a predicted model, not a curated record.
GAGGCAAUUCGAAGGUCACCUGGCAUCUGGGGGUAUAUAUAAUGGAGCAGAGAUGUAGUUGAUCAUCACCAACAUGAAGGUCUUGGUGCUCUGUGCUCUAGUGGCAGCUGCCGCUGCUUGGCCCAAUUAUGGCUUUCUCAACGACCCUGGUAGAAGUGAGCCAUCUGACGCCCAAAAACAACAUGAUGUGAAUUAUCUGUUGUAUAAGGUAUAUGAAAAUAUUCGUGAUGAAAAACUGAAGAGUAUCGGCGUGACCUUCGACCCUGAAGCUGACACAUCACACUAUACUGACAAUGGAGAAGCUGUUCACAAGCUCGUGAAGGAACUGAAGGACAACAGGCUGCUCCAACAGAAACACUGGUUCUCCCUCUUCAAUACACGACAGCGUGAAGAAGCACUUCUGCUCUAUGAUGUUUUCGAACACAGCAAAGACUGGAAAACUUUUGUCAGCAAUGCUGCAUAUUUCAGAAAUCGUGUUAAUGAAGGAGAAUUUGUUUAUGCUUUGUAUGCAGCAGUCGUCCACUCUCCACUCACUAAACACGUUGUACUUCCACCACUUUACGAGGUCACCCCACAUUUGUUCACAAAUAGUGAAGUUAUCCAGAAAGCCUACCAUGCCAAAAUGACUCAAACACCUGGUAAAUUCAGAUCUUACUUUACUGGCAGCAAAAGAAACAAAGAGCAACGUGUAGCAUACUUCGGCGAAGAUGUUGGGCUGAAUACCCACCAUGUUACUUGGCACUUGGAGUUCCCAUUCUGGUGGGAAGACAAACAUGAAGGAUAUCACCUGGAUCGUAAAGGUGAAAACUUCUUCUGGGUACAUCACCAGCUCACUGUUCGUUUCGAUGCUGAACGCCUGUCAAACUAUCUGGAUCCUGUGGACGAACUUCACUGGGAAGAGACCAUCGAGGAAGGCUUUGCUCCUCAUACAACUUACAAGUAUGGAGGUGAAUUCCCAUCUCGUCCUGAUAAUAUUGACUUUGAAGAUGUCGAGGGUGUUGCUUGUAUUCGAGAUUUAAUCAUUCUUGAGAACCGUGUUCGUGAUGCCAUUGCCCAUGGAUAUGUUACUGCCAGAGAUGGAUCCAAAGUCGAUAUAAAUAACUCGCAUGGAAUUGAUGUCCUGGGUGACAUCAUUGAAUCUUCUCCUUACAGCCCUAACGUUGAGUACUAUGGUUCUCUCCACAACACAGCUCAUAUAGUGCUUGGUCGCCAGGGAGAUCCGCAUGGAAAAUAUGACUUACCUCCUGGAGUACUGGAACACUUUGAAACUUCCACACGCGACCCAGCAUUCUUCAGAUUACAUAAAUACAUGGAUAACAUCUUCAGGGAACAUAAGGACAGUCUCACUCCCUACACUAAGGAAGAGUUAGAGUUCAGUGGGGUUGCUAUUGAUGGUGUUUCAAUUGAUGGCCCUCUAGAAACGUUCUUUGAGGAUUUCGAAUACAGCUUAGUCAAUGCCGUAGAUGACACACCUCAAGUUCCAGAUGUGGAUAUUUCUACUAUUGUGUCACGUCUAAACCAUAAAGAAUUUUCAUUCAAAAUUGACGUUACCAAUAAUAAUGAUCACGAAGUAUUGACAACCGUCCGUAUCUUAGCAUGGCCACACCGUGACAACAAUGGUAUUAAAUACCCAUUCAACGAGGGACGCUGGAGAGCCAUCGAACUGGACAGAUUCUGGAGAAAACUGAGUCCUGGUGUGAAUCACAUCGUGCGCAAGUCUACAGAGUCAGCAGUGACUGUCCCUGACGUGCCCAGUUUCCAGUCACUGAUAGAGCAAACUGAGGCUGCACUCUCGGCUGGUAGUAGCGAAGUCGACAUUCAAGAUUAUGUGAGUGCACUUGGAGUGCCCAACAGGUUCUUGAUCCCCAAGGGUAACUCAGAAGGUCUGGAGUUCGACCUGGUGGUGGCUGUGACUGACGGUAAGGCUGACGCUGCUGUUGAAGAUCUACAUGUAAAGACUGUUUUCAACCACUAUGGCUACCACGGAGUGUAUCCCGACAACCGACCACACGGUUAUCCCCUGGAUCGUCGUGUUGAUGAUAAACGCAUCUUCAACGACCUUCCCAACUUUGCACAAAUUGUUGUGAAGGUCUUCCAUCAUUAAGGUUCCCGGAAACAACGACCUUGAUCAAUGGUACUCAACAAAAAAUAUGAAAACAAAAAGUAAAAGCUGUUCAUUUGUCUUAAAUAAUAUACAUUAAUCUUCUUUAGCUAUUUUGUUUAUUCCUAAUUGUCAGCAUAAUUUUGUGGAAAAAUACUCUUUUCACUAAUAAAAUCAAGAGUAUCAUAUACAGUUAUUGUAUAAGUAGUUAGCGCUUAACAUAGUUAUUUACCUUUCACUUGUACAGAUUAAUCAAAUGAGUUUUUCUGGUUGAGGAAUAAUGAAGAUGGGAUGAUUUUUUUAUAGAUAUAACUCUCAAAUAUUUUAUCAAAUCAGUGUAAGUUUUUUCCUAUUUAAUUUGUUUAUAUAAUAUUUUGAGACUGAAUUAUUACACAAGUCAGAAAGGCAACAUUUUGUGACGUUCUAUAAGUGCAGCAAUUAAUAACUUUUCAUCAAAUUCAAAUAUAUAUAGCAAACAAAAGUGAGACUCCCUUUUCUUAAUAUUCUGAUCAGCUGGAUCAUUGCAAGAGAAGGUGGUGCUUUGAUGCUGGUGAAGAACUUUUAAUUCAGGAUGUAUAAUUAUUUCCCCCCCCCCUUUCCUUGGAUCAAGCCACAAUGCACUUCUUUCACCAAACACUGUAUAACACCCAGUGAUAAUAAUUAUAAAAACAAAAGAAUAUAAUAAUUAUGGAAACUUCAGGACGUGUUUCCUUAAGUCACCUGCUAUCCCUGGUCACCUAUCAGUAAAUUAGGACAUGGGCAUUAGUUCAUUGGUGUGGGUCGCAUCCUGGGACAAAAUUUACCGAAAUAUUCUGUAUAACAAGGGCUUUCUAUAUAGCAGUAUGUGAUUGAUGUCAGCUAGGCCUGUAUAACUUGUAGAUGUGCUUGCAAAAAUAAAGAUUAUAAUUAAUA